Messenger RNA from Dinoponera quadriceps, 7579 nucleotides. RefSeq names its product E3 ubiquitin-protein ligase SMURF2 (gene Smurf). Gene Ontology annotation, biological process: ubiquitin-dependent protein catabolic process; negative regulation of BMP signaling pathway. Gene Ontology annotation, molecular function: ubiquitin protein ligase activity; protein binding. The coding region runs from base 141 to 2846 and encodes 901 amino acids. The transcript has 12 exons. NCBI's taxonomy places the organism in Eukaryota, Metazoa, Arthropoda, Insecta, Hymenoptera, Formicidae. The record is from RefSeq and is a predicted model, not a curated record.
AGUGUACGUUGGUGUGGGUGCGGAGCGGGCGAGUGCGUCGCCGUCGCGCGUUCGCACGCAGGAGUACAGUCUCGAGCGAGCUUUAUAUUUACCAAUUACAGCACCGUAGCGCGGUGCGGAGUGUUAAAUGUGCGUGCAGAAUGUCGAAUCCGGGCGGUAGCAGGAGGAACGGCGCCACGAAGAUCCGUCUGACGAUUUUAUGCGCCCGUAAUCUUGCUAGGAAAGAUUUAUUUCGCUUACCUGAUCCUUUUGCUAAGAUAACAGUUGAUGGUUCUGGCCAGUGUCAUAGUACAGACACUUGCAAAGCCACCCUUGAUCCAAAAUGGAAUCAGCAUUAUGAUUUAUAUAUUGGGAGAAACGAUGGAAUCACUAUAUCAGUGUGGAAUUAUAGGAAGAUUCAUAAGAAACAGGGUGGAGGGUUUCUGGGAUGUGUACGCAUAUUAUCGAAUACCAUCCAAAGACUUAAGGACACCGGAUAUCAACGAUUGGAUUUAUGCAAGGCUCAUUCCGACGACACAGACGUCGUAAAGGGGCAAAUUGUAGUGUCCUUGUUAUCAAGAGACGGUCACAAUGGUGCAGUGAGCAAUACAGUCUGUCAUAACGCAGUGGUCGAUGUGCUCGGAGAUCUAAGUUGCCCGAACGACUUACCGGACGGGUGGGAAGAGAGGAGAACGCAAAGUGGUCGACUUUACUACGUAAAUCAUCACACGAAAAGCACGCAAUGGAUCCGUCCUAAUGCUCGGCCUAAUGCUAUUAUACCGACGACACCGGAACCACCCCCAUCGUCGGAACCGACGUCUCCCAGUAGUAGCGCGAGCUCGCCGAAUGUGAGAAAUGAAAGUCCAGCGAGGCAUACUUCGCCUGAAUGGAACGGCGACGGGACGCCGAGUCAAACUCCCAGCCGGGACAGCUCGGCGCAGAAUACACCGAGGAACACGCCGACGCAACAGCAGAAUCAGCACAACAUGAGAAAUAUACCGCCGGCGUCGUCCGUGAGAGAACGACGCGUGGUCAGAGGAGCCGAUGAACAGAACGGCAAUCAAAAUAUCAACGGAAGGCUGGAACGCGGCCUUAAUAGCGGCCAACCGCGAAGGCCUAAUCGCAGCAACAGAAAUAGAAAUAAUGUUAUGCCAAGUAGCGACAGACGAACCGAUCCCCCGCAACCGUCGGACUUACCUCGUGGCUACGAAAUGAGAAAGACCCAACAAGGUCAGGUAUAUUUCUACCAUGUACCAACGGGAUCUUCUACCUGGCACGACCCAAGGAUACCGCGCGAUUUACAAGCUAAUGAAUUGGCGAGUGAACUCGGCCCUCUCCCCAGUGGGUGGGAAAUGAGGCAGACACAAAGCGGACGGGUGUAUUUCGUGGAUCACAACAACCGGACAACGCAAUUCACCGAUCCCCGACUGUCCAGUCAAAUCAUCAGCAAUCUCUUAAAUAGAAGGCAAAAUAACAACGUGAACAACCAAACGACGAACAACCCGAGCAAUUCUACGACGAGCGAAACCGCCGAGGCGGACACAACAACGAGUACGCCAAUAGUCCAGUCUAACACGCCGCAGCAGCCGACGAGGACUGAAAACGGGAGUAACAACAAUUCCCCGACGAUGGAAAAUGUGCGACCGCAAAACACGCAGACAGUGUCGGAAUUACCCAAGGAGCUUCUGGACAACGAGCUUCUGCCGAAGUACAAGCGUGAUCUGGUGGCGAAACUCAAGUGUCUCCGAGCGGAAUUAAAUGCCCUUCAGCCUCAGAGUGGCCACUGCAGGCUUGAGGUGUCGCGAAACGAAAUCUUCGAAGAAUCAUACAGGCUGAUAAUGAAGAUGCGCCCGAAAGAUAUGCGGAAAAGACUCAUGGUGAAGUUUCGCGGCGAGGAGGGUCUCGAUUACGGCGGUGUAGCGCGCGAGUGGCUGUACCUGUUGUCACAUGAAAUGCUAAAUCCGCAAUAUGGACUCUUUCAAUACUCGAGAGACGACAACUACACGCUUCAGAUCAACCCGGACUCGGGCAUAAAUCCAGAACACUUGUCGUAUUUCCAUUUUGCCGGCAGGAUCAUAGGCAUCGCUGUUUUUCACGGCCACCAUAUCGACGGUGGUUUCACUACUCCGUUCUACAAAAUGUUGCUUAACAAGGCUAUAACGCUGAGCGAUAUCGAAGGUGUCGACCCGGAACUUCAUAGAAGCCUCACGUGGAUGUUGGAGAACAGCAUAGACGGCGUAUUGGACGCUACAUUUUCCGUGGAACACAGCAGCUUUGGAGUGUUGAAGAAUCACGAAUUGAAGCCGGGCGGUAAAGACAUUCCGGUAACGGAGGAGAACAAACGGGAAUAUGUCCGUUUAUACGUCAACUAUCGAUUCAUGCGCGGCAUCGAGCAGCAAUUCUUAGCGUUGCAGAAAGGAUUCCACGAACUGAUCCCUCCGCUGUUACUAAGACCAUUCGAUGAGCGCGAAUUGGAAUUGGUUAUCGGUGGUCUCGGCACUAUCGACAUCAACGAUUGGAAAAUGCACACUCGGCUCAAGCACUGUACACCCGACACGCCAGUAGUGCAGUGGUUCUGGCAGAUAGUAGAGUCCUACGGCGAGGAAAUGAGGGCGAGAUUACUUCAGUUCGUUACUGGCAGUUCCCGAGUCCCAUUACAAGGAUUCAAGGCUUUGCAAGGGUCGACAGGAGCGGCAGGUCCUCGACUUUUCACGAUCCACGUCGUUGAUGCUCCAAGCGAAAACCUACCAAAAGCGCAUACUUGUUUCAACAGAAUAGACAUACCACAAAAUUAUCCGAAUUAUCAAAAAAUGCUUGAUAAGCUUACGCAGGCGGUCGAGGAAACUUGUGGCUUCGCUGUUGAGUAAUAAUACGAUAUAUGGUCUUGCAGCUUCGGCAUGAAGUUUCCUAUAUGCUCUAGUGCAUAUAUCUAUACAUAUAUAUACUUAGACGAUUCCGAAUUCUCACGAUAACAUUUAACGGAUCUUCUGCUGCCGCUAAGAAGCAAGAAAGUUAUUCAUUCUUUAUAUUUACGGGCCAUCAAGGAGUUUCGGAGGAUCCUACGAGACAGUCUUGUUAGAAAGUGUUAAUACGUAAGCUAUCAGGGAAAUCACAUUCUGACUUGUGUACAAAUAUCUAAAUGGCCUUGGCGAUCGCUAUAACGCAUUAGCGAUUGCGAAUUGAUAUCUUGCAUAUCACAAUGCGUACACUUGAUUUCAAUAUGAUUUGGGCGCCUUUUUCCUCGAUGAAGUUUGGAACGAUGGUCCAAUGAGAGGACGCAACUGCUGGGAAUUAAUCAAAAACAACUUCUCUCAUCAAACCAUUGUGCGUUAUCUUUUAAAUGUAAGUUCGAGUGAAGAUCCUGGAAAAAUUCUCAGUACGCGUGUACAUAUCGAUCUUCAAAUAUUUAUUGCUCGGUCAAGUGUCUAUCAGUUUUCAGAGAUUAUUCCUUCGCGGUAGAUACAUUUUAAUCAAUCUGUUUUCAACAUCUAUAUUUAUCGAAGUUUCCAUCGAUUCAAAUCACACUAAUUUCAUUAAGUUCAUCAGAGUUAAUGACAUUAUUUGAAUUAGAAUGUAAGAUGCAGCGUGCACAAGUAUUUGUGGAAGAUGAAAUCUUUCAAAAAUUACGAUUAUUAUUAUUAUUUUAUUAUUAUUAUUAUUAUUAUUAUUAUUACUAUUAUUAUUAUAAAAAUAAUUGUGUACAGAAUUUGUAUCGAGACGUGAAACUGAUAAGAUAUUCAAGUGUGUCAAGAAUCUCAAAUUUACAAAUGUAGCUAAUUGACGAUAGAGAAUCAAUUCGCACAUAUGUCAAUGAAAUUCAUAUUUGGAAGUUUUCAAUUCCACUUUAUAAACACCAUAACAUAAUGCACAGUCAAUUAAUUCCAUAUCAAUUAUCCGUCAAAUAAAUAGGAUUUAGUGUCGGACAAGAGAUAUGCAAUACAUGCGAAAAAAAACUUCGCUCUAGUAGAAAAAUGCUGGAGAAAUCUAGUAUUUUGAGAUGUAUUAUUCUGUGUCUUAGAGGAAGAAAUAGAGAAAGUUUGUACAUAUGUAUAAUUCUGAACGCAAGUGUUAAAUAUCAUAGUUAUUAUCUGUCAUUUUAACGAAAGUUGUUGUAAUUUAUAGAGUAUGAAGGUAUAACGCGAUAAUAACAUCAAUAUCGAGGGCCGCACCUUUCGUGUAUUAAAGCUAAAAGUUCGCAAUAAUAGAGAGGAAGAUGCGCGAUACAUACAUUAUAUUAAAAAUGCUGAACGAUUUAUAUUUUAUUUCGCCGGCAGCGUUUCUCACUAGUAUUCAUUAUUUAUUCAUGAGAAUUGAUACUCAAAAAUAUUCCUUUUUUUUUUUUUUUAAUUAACACCGGAACGUAACGCUGUAACACUUUCGUUCAGAGCUUUCGCGACGCUAUCGGCAAGUACUGUUAUUGCCGUGCAACUUACGUGACAAGAAGAUCCAUUGUUGCUUGUUUAAGAGUCAAUAUUACCGAGUGCGUUAACACACACAUACACAUACAAAUGAUGUAAAUAAUUUAUUAGAGGUUAAGGUAAUGGUAUAUCGUCAUCAUAGCGCGUUCAACGCGGACCACGCAUGCAUAGUCGACAUAAACAACUCGCGCUAAUUCUAACAUUGGCAAUUUUAAGUUGUGUACAUUAAUUUUUAACUUUAUCUUUAAUUUAAUGCGUAGUUAUUUAAGGAAAGAGUUUAUUCGACGGGUUUACGUAAGCUUUUGUAGGAUGUUUUGGUCGAACUGGCUCGUUUUUAUUUUAGAAUUUUGCGAAACAUGUCUAUACCUUACUAAGCUACCCUUAGUAAGAUGUAGCGCUUUUCUUUAUUUAUCGCAUAAAUCCCCCUUUCAUUUAGUCCAUCGCUGCUGCAGAGAUGUCUAAUGUUUGCGGCAGCAUGAAACGUUGUUUUAUAUACUUACUAUCGCAUUAUUAUUAUUAUUAUUAUUAUUACUACUACUACUACUGCUACUACUAUUACUACUACUACUACUGCUACUAUUUGUAUUAUGCACGUAACUGUGAUGAAACAUAUCGUAGACAAAAAACAAGCACUCGAAGUCUCGCGUUUGUUCGGAUCGCGGAAAUUGGUAACGUGUAAUAUCUUACGUUCACUUUUACACACACUAUAUUAUUAACCGAUGAAUAUUUUUCUUUUCUUUCUCUGGUAAUUCUCCUCCGGAAGGAGACGUCCCCCGUGUAUUCUUCGUUGCGUUGCUUCAAGUAUCGCCCGUUUUCGAUGUUUGAAACACGGUCUGAAUACUAAGCAUCGCUAUAACGGGAAUCGUAGCUAUUACGACUCAUGUAGAAUAAUACGGAUACAGCUCUAAGCACGCGAGUGAGCGCUAACAUUAUCGCCCACGUUAACUGGACGCUUGUGUAGCAAUGUCUAUAUCUCUAUUGCCUUAAUUUCUAACGUACACGAACUCUCCCUUUCUCUCCUUCUCUCUCGUGUCUCGUUUCUCGAUAUCAGACGCAGCCGACCGACGCCUCAAUCCGAGUAAAACAGAAAUGAUGUCAAAGUGACGAGAAAAUGACUGGAAAACUCAUUUUUCGAUCAUUUCUUCGUCAUUUUCACGUCAUUUUCACAUCAUCGUCAUUUUCCGUUCUACCUGGGAAGAUUCUACGAUGUAAAUGCGAGAGAGAGAGAGAGAGAAUGCGAAUUCAUUAAUUUUUAACGGGAAUAUAUGCGCCAAAUACAUACAUGUAUAUUUAUAUAUGUGAAAUAAUUGAAGAGAAGAAAGUUAUUUUCGGUAUCUAAAAUUUGCGACGGUUUCAAGAUUAACACCGGAUAAUUCGCGAAGCGUCAUCUCGAGGAGGUUGGGAAAAAUACAUAAGAGAUUCGAUGAGAUUUGUCUGUGAAUCAACAAGAAUAGCGCAUAUAUACACUUCGUGUAUCACCUCUGUAUCAAAAUUGUAACGUUCAUCAUGAACAGAGAUAGUUGAACGGUAAUAGAAGAGACGACAGAGCUCUCCCUCGUUUUCCUUUACAUAUAUAUCGUUAUCUUGUCGAUAUAGCAAUAAAGGCCUUAAAAGUGCCUUGUUGGCGUUGACGACACCGCAAAAAUUAUACUCAUAAUAUUUUGGGAUAUAGUAUAAAUCUUACCACAUUCUUUCUCAAAACUACAUCUAAGCAAAUAUACAUACGUAUGUUGCAACUGUCAGUUCACAUUGUGACUAUAUUAGUGGUUGAGAGAGGAAAUGGCAGAAUAAUAAAAAUGAAUAGGAUUACUAGGAUUCAAGAGAGUGGAAGAUAGCCAAAGAGAUAUCCCGGAGGUAUCGAUGUCUUUUACGCUCGUCGAAGAAAAAAAAUUACCCGCUUAUACACACAAAUCGUAUCUCCCGAAAUAAUCAGAAUUAUUAUGUAUAAUUUGCAAUUCUCAACUACUACUUCAAUGCCUUUUUGUAACGCGAUAUGCGCGUUACGUAUGUUAUUAAUUAAUUGCGUUAGACGACUCGAUGUUACUGAACGUCGGAAACUCGAAUACGUUAUCAGAACGCUGUAUAUACGUAUAUUUCGCAAACUAAUCUUAAUAAACGCGAUAUAUUAUGUAGGACAUUUUGCCUAGUGCAAGUUCACGAAAAUAUUGUAAGAUUGUAAGUUUAUAUCUCUGUUUUUAACAUUUUAAUUAAUGCAGUCUAUCGCUUGGGAUGAUAUUUAUUGAAUUGCGUGCCGCGAGUGAAAAGGGAGGAGCAAAGGGAAGAAACGAAAAGAGAGAGAGAGAGAGAGAGAGAGAGAGAGAGAAUGACAAUAUUUAGCGUUCACGCGUAAAAUACGUACAAAUGAAUAUAUUACACGUUGCACACAAAGUAAUCUUGCUUGCAAGAGAUAACUGUCGCGAGGAAGCUUGCGGAUCGGAAAAGAUGCGCAAACUUCGACGUAUCAUACAGCUAAAAAAUACAUCACGCAAGGACGUACGAUCUGUCUUGUAUCAAAACGAUAAGUGACCUGAGCCGCUUCUUAACCCUUUAUCGGUCCACGUCUCGCCGGUUCUAAAGGUUUUCGGAAUUGGUAGAACGGAAGAUCUGCACGAGAUAAUGAAGCAAUAACUAUUUAUAAAGAAACGGGCUAGUUUUACUUGUAUUUUACACGUAUGUGCAUUGAAAUUUCACAAACAAUACAACGAUAUCGAUAAAGGGUUAAACGUUAUGUAAAAGGGGAGAAGAUAGAAAAUACAACAAAUAACUUCGCAGUGAAUUAUAAAUACCAUUGCUGUUUCUCUAACAUCGAUUAGCCGACGUUAAAGUAUCUCUUAAUUUUCACUAAAAUUGUUUUACUGAUUCUCUGUUUAAGUUCUACUUAAUAUGCAAUCGAUUAAUGCGAAGGAAAAAUUCUUGCAACGGUGACGGAAAAGAAAUGUUUUUUUUUUUUCAUAAAUUAAGCUUUAACAGCUGCAAAUUGAAAUUUAUAAGAUUGAUUAUAAUUGUUUGGAUUCUCCGUAUUUGUAAAAUUAUCAAUGCUAUUUGUUACUGCGGGUGUUUAUUAUUGUAGCGAAUAUCAUAUUUGUUACUAUCGCCAUUAUUGCGCAGAACCUUCAGGAAACAAGUGUAUAUAAUCUUUUCCUUUUGUAUUCUGGACGAAAUGUAUAUUUUAAUAAAAUAUU